Scophthalmus maximus (turbot) is the source of this 1622-nucleotide messenger RNA. RefSeq names its product RAD9 checkpoint clamp component B (gene rad9b). The record is from RefSeq and is a predicted model, not a curated record. Gene Ontology annotation, cellular component: checkpoint clamp complex. The transcript is spliced from 11 exons. Bases 108 to 1337 code for a protein of 409 amino acids. Lineage: Eukaryota; Metazoa; Chordata; Actinopteri; Pleuronectiformes; Scophthalmidae. Gene Ontology annotation, biological process: mitotic intra-S DNA damage checkpoint signaling; cellular response to ionizing radiation; DNA replication checkpoint signaling.
UCAAGCCUAAAUCAGCCGUCACUGUACUGAGUUAUGUAACUAAGCUAAUUAGCUUGUAGCUAUGACUUUAUGUUAGCAUCCGCUGUUUGAGCUCCUGAGUUGAACUAAUGGCCACUAUGAGUUGUGUCCUCGAAGGAAAUCGCGUAAAAGCAUUUGGAAAGGCUAUUCAUGCCCUGUCACGGAUCGGAGAAGAGCUGUGGUUGGAUCCCAUGGUUAAAGGGUUGGCGCUGAGAUCAGUGAACUCUGCUCAUUCUGCAUAUACCUGCUUCCUCUUCUCGCCAAUGUUCUUCCAGCACUACAGCCUGGGAUCUGGAUCGGAGCAGGGCAGUGCAACCAUCAAAUGCAAACUGCUCAUGAAGUCUGUGCUACCACUUUUCCGGGGUUUGAAUUCAAUUGAGCGUAAUGUGGAGCGAUCCCAGAUAUCAAUCAGCACUCCCAGUGACCGGGUGACGAUCCAGUUUUUCUGCAGACAUGGCAUCACUAAGACCCACAACCUUCACUUCCAGGAGAGCGAGGCUCUGCAGGCAGAGUUUGCCUCACACCUCUGUCCCAAUGUGCUGAAGGCACCUGCCAGACUUCUCGGUGAUAUGGUGAUGCAUUUCCCAGUGUUCCAGGAGGAAAUCACUCUCUCCAUGAUGCCUCUGAGUGUCAGUUUUAGAAAUUACUGUGAGGCGGGAAAUGAUCACAUGAAGAUGAUGUACACUGAGAUGUCCUUACACCCAGACGAGUUUGACUACUUUCAGGUCGGAGUGGACUCGGACAUAACUUUCUGUCUGAAGGAGUUGAGGGGUUUUCUGUCCUUUGCAGAGUCACAUUCCCUACCAGUGUCUGUCCACUUCGGUGCUACAGGAAAUCCUGUGCGUUUCUACAUCAAGGACAUGGUCCUGGAAGCCACUGUGGUGCUGGCUACUCUGAUGGACUCUGAAAAGAGGGGCCCCUCUCAGCCUAUAGGGCCCCCACACCCAUCAUCACCCAGGUGUGCAGAUGCCGCUGCUCUACCUGCCGUUUCUUAUGAGGCCGACGGCAGUAAGCCACAGGAUAUCCCUGCUGUGACGGAGCUGAUCACAUCCAGCCAGGGCAGCCCCAUCAUCAACCCACCAGCUCUGAUGCAGCUUCUAUCUCCGGUGGACGACCCUGACAGACUCAGUGUAUCAGACGAGGCCUGUCCCAGUGCCACCACAACUCCUGCUUCCACCAUGAUCUGCUCCCUCCUGUUCAGAGCCUUGUCGUCAGAGCAGGACGAUGAUGGUUGUGCUGCCAGACUGCCUGUUCUGGCAUGUCACAGUGACGCAGAGGAAGAUAUGGAAGAAGACUACAGAAGAAGCCCUUCACUCUGAAAACCGACUGAAGGGACCAGAACUCGUUUCUCAUCUUGACUUUUUGUGCUGCUGCCAAAACGCGCACCACACAGUUCAAGGGCAGUCAUAGCAAUUUAAGAUGAUACCAAUAUAUGUAUUGAGUUCACUUUGCAUUUUAAGUUAGUUGUGGGCAUUUUGUUUGUAACUCACACGUUGCUUUGGUUGUUUAAAUUAUUUUCAGACUUAAGUGUCAACACUAUGUUCAGUUGGAAAUGAAAGAUAAUGUAUUUACAGUGAUGAUUUAUCAUAAAGUUUAUAACAAUA